AUUGCUGCUUUAGCACCCAAUGGUUCGUCGUUUGCAAAUACUAAAUGCGUCAUCGCAGGAUGGGGCAGAACAUCAUAUGAUUCUAGUCAUGCAGCCAAUCUUAUAGAGGUUAAGGUACCGGUCAUUCCAAAUGCUCAAUGCAAGAUGAGAAAUUCUGGAAUUGGUGCCAAACACAUCUGUGUCUAUGACGCUUCAGUUGAAUCUGCCUUGAGGCCAAGUGCUUGCCAAGGUGACAGUGGUGGUCCGCUGAUGUGUGGCAGCAACUUCCAAUAUUUGGCUGGCAUCUUAUCCUUUGGCUCAGCAAAAUGUUAUGGUACAUACCCAACUGUGUACAUCCGGGUGUCAGACUAUCUAGACUGGAUUGCAAGUCAUUAA
This is a messenger RNA of Candidula unifasciata, 375 nucleotides long. Lineage: Eukaryota; Metazoa; Mollusca; Gastropoda; Stylommatophora; Geomitridae. The record is from the annotation of a GenBank genome assembly.